CUAUAAAUACCAUUUUCCUCUCUCUUAAUUUCUCCCCAACAAAAUCCUUUCUCUCUCUCUCUUCAUUUUCAAAUCCUCUGCAAAAACCCAACUCUUGCUCUGUUUUCUCUGUAAUCAAUGGACGCGAUUCUGAAGAAACAACGCCGUCAUCUAUUGCCCAACUCGGCUCACCCGGCGGCCAUGGCGCUUCACACAGCUUCUCACUCCAUUUCAAAGCCCAAACCCAAGAUUCGUAUCAUUCACAUCUUCGCACCGGAGAUCAUUAAAACCGACGUCGCCAAUUUCAGAGAGCUCGUUCAGAGACUCACCGGAAAGCCCGCCACCGCGGAGGAGAAGAUUCUUCCAGAAGAAAUUCAGCCGGAAACGGUGGCGGUGGCGAGUAUUGCGGCGGCGUUCGAUGAUCGGAAGACGGAGAUGGGCGGCAGCGGGGGGUGCCGGAGAGUGGUGAAGAAGGAAGACCGGGAAGAGGACGAGGAGGAAGGAGAAGAUGAAGAAGAGGUGUUAAACGACGUCGUUGGGAUGUGGAACGACGUCGUUGGAUUUGAAAGUUUUAUUGAAGAAUUGGGUGAAUUUCCGUUGCUUCCUUCGGCUCAUCAAAUAAUGCAUGGUUUUGAAGAAACUCAAUUUGCUUAAUUUUUUUUUCUCUCUCUUUUUUUUUUUUUUUUUUUUUUUUUUUACUAAUUAGUCUCCAAUUUUCUGUGGUUAAUUAUUAUUACCGUAAC
This is a messenger RNA of Benincasa hispida (wax gourd), 722 nucleotides long. Its product is annotated as VQ motif-containing protein. Gene Ontology annotation, cellular component: nucleus. The record is from RefSeq and is a predicted model, not a curated record. Lineage: Eukaryota; Viridiplantae; Streptophyta; Magnoliopsida; Cucurbitales; Cucurbitaceae.